AUUGGAUGACUUAGGCAAAAUUGUCUGGAGCUUUAACUUAAUCUUAAAAAUUUUUGCAAAAUAUUCAUUAAAGACAAGAUAAUUUCAUAAAACUUGCAAGUAUUUGAAGUGUUUUGUUAUGUAAGCAUUACGAAAGUUGGUCUAUUUCGACGAUAUUUUAAAAGUAUCCUGUCAGAAUUUAAACUUAGAAUUGCUUGGGUAACCUAAACAAACUGGUAGGGUGAAAGAAUACUUCGCUAAACGUUACCUAUAACCAUUUAGCAAUAUCUAUUGCAAUUUUAAUUCCUUAUAUAGUAUGUCUCAAUCGACUCAUAGGAAUAUACGACCUUUGGAAAAGAAAUUAAGAGAGAAACUUCGAUCAUCUAUUGCUAUUACCUCGUAUGCUCAAUGUGUAGAAGAACUUGUCUUGAAUGCUUUAGAUGCGGGUGCAACAUGCAUUGCUGUAAGAGUACACAUUGCAAACAGUUAUAUUUAUGUUAUUGAUAAUGGUCGGGGUAUGACCAAACGUGAUAUGGAAACUGUUGGAAAAAGAUAUCAUAGUAGUAAAUGCCAUACCUUGAUGGAUGUUGAAAAUCUUACUUACUUUGGUUAUAGGGGAGAAGCCUUAGCAAGUAUUCGAGAAACUUGUCGUCAACUUGAAAUUGAAUCUCGUAUAAGGAAUGAUCCAUCAACACAUGUAUUAAAAUUCAAAGCUGGAGAAUUCUACUCCUUAACCGAAAAAGAACCCCGUUCCAGCGGUGGAAGUUCUAUCUUCGUGGAUGGACUAUUUUAUAAUUUACCUGUAAGAAAGAAAAUGAUUAAAGAAAAUAUAGAAAUGGAACAAAUCCGUUUAACUAUGGAGGCUCACGCGUUAAUUCAUAAUAAAGUCUCGUUUACAUUGAGAAACGAUACGAAUGGUGCAAAACUACUGCAAACUCACAAAUGUAGCGGAAUGCUUGGUUCUUUCACCAGUAUAUACGGCUCAAAGAAAGCUGAUUCACUUGAAAAGAUUUCAGCUGCAAAAGAGAAUUUUACUGUAGAUGGUUACAUAUCAACUCAAAGUUAUAAGAAUAAGAAUUUACAAUUUGUAUAUGUUAAUAGAAGGCUAGUUUUACGUACUAAAAUUCAUAAAACUAUGAAUUUUUUCUUAAAGAGGUCUUUAAUUUGUAAAAAGUUUCAAACUGAUGAGAAUGGAGCAUUGAAAAGAGAGAAUGACAGACAUCCUUAUUAUAUAAUUAAUAUCGAUUGUCCUUUAGCAGAAUACGAUAUUACAUUCGAACCGAGGAAGACUUUAGUUGCUUUUAAACAUUGGAGAGUUUUAAGUCAGUGUUUAGAAGAUAUGCUUCAUUUGUUUUUACAAAGGCAAGGACUAGGGUACGGUGUUGAUUCACUUGAACAUAUUUUAGCUCAGUCGUCGACAUCGUCAUCUUCAAAAGAUAUACCACCGACAAGAACGAAGGAUCCAGCCACCGAUAUAACUGUCAAUGAUCUAUUGCAUAAAAUCACUACUCGAUGUGCUCGUCAAACGACUCGUGUUAAUGACAAUCAGGAAGACGAGGAUGAUAAAAGGGAAAUGGAGCUGGAGAUCAAUGACAGAGAGGCUGGAAAUAUUGAAAUCCAAUCGAGUGAAGAUGAUUUAAAUGAAAGGUGUAUGGAUGAAGAUGAUAUAACAAUGAGAAAGAGGGAAAAGAGAGAUUUCUCGGCAUUUGGUAAAAAGAGGCGAAAUGUGGUUAAUUCUAAAGUGGCAACAAUCAGAAAGAAAGAUCUAAUGAGAAAUCGAUCUGGGAAAAUAAUUAAAGAGAAAUAUCGAGAUAAGUCCAAUGCUAACCUUCAUAAAAAACGUAGUAAUAAAAGUUCAAUGUUUGGUCACUUACAUAAAUUACACGAAAAGCUGAAGAAAAUGAGUCCACCCAAAAAAUUACCAGGCUUAUGCCAGCAAACGACACGGGGUAAUUCAGAUGCUAAAAAGCUGGCUGUUAAACUUAGAGAUAACAAUAGAAAACGAUCUGAAAACGGAAAUUUAGAUGAUAUUCUUGUGUCGGAUGAUGAUGAUUCCAGUUUAAGAGCUUUCAGUCCAAAAAAGAGAAAAUAUAAUGAUAAUAGGAAAUCGUCAUUUCUAACUAGUAAAUAUCAUCGAUCAAGAGAAAUAAUGAACGAAAGAGAACAGGCAAUGGAGCAGUAUAAAUUAUAUAAACGACGUGUAGCAAAAUAUCUUUUCGCUCCCUCCGUUAUUAGUCAUAAUGUUAAACAGGAAACAACAGAGAUUAUUAAACGUAGAAGGGAAAAGAUUGAAAGAAAAAGCACAAAAGUAACAUCACCUACUUCAUCUCUACUACUUGAUAAUUCUAGCUCAUACUUGGCCAGUGAUAAAGAGAACGAUGAGCGCUUGAGUCGUCGUCGUUACUUUCCAAAGUUACCCGAUCGCUUAAGGGAAGAACAAGAUACGCUAUUAGCUAUAAAAAGAACGCAAAAUAGGACAAAUCGUCUAAAGGAAAAAGUUGAAUAUCCAACAGAUAAUUCUAUUCCUAAAAUUUCGGAUGAUAUUCUUUAUACGAAAGUCGCUUGCGCUAUGAAUGAAUAUCUCGUAGGAGAAAAAACUUCCGCUAGUAAAAAAGAUAAAGAGGAUUAUUGCAUAGAAUUUAUGACAAAACAAAAGCAAACGAAACGUAAUGAAGGAGAAGUAUCGUUAGAAAAUAGAUUGACCAAUAAUGAAGAAGGUUUAACAGGGAAUAGUGAUUUAUUAAUGACUAGAAAUAAUUACGAAUCGUUGGAAGUAGAAUUUAAACAAAUCGAGAAACAAUUUAAAAAAACUUAUAAAUCUAUGGAAAAUGAUUUGAAACGUACUGAAAAUUCAAUCAUGAAAAGUGAUGAUUCAAGAUUAUCUUUGGAUGAUGAGAAAAAAAUUUCGAAAGGGAAUGAAUUUCUUUCAAAUGAUCAAUCGAAUUCAAAAGAUUCCGCAGGAAAGAGUAAUCCUCCGAAAAUGAAUGACGAAAUUCUAUGGUCAAAAAUAGCUGUUGCUUUUAAGGAAUGCUUUAUAAAGACGCCUAAAGAUUGCUCUACUACUAAUAUUAUUGCGGAAUCUGAUCAAAAGUGUGACUCCGAUAAGAAAGAUGAUAGUUUCGAACCUCCGGUUGGAAAGUUGGAAGACACCGAGGAAGGCACUGGAGAACUCUUUAUUGACACUGAAGAUUCGGAACAUGAUAAGGAUGAUGUUGAACAAGAGAAAUCAGAAUUACAAACUGACUGUUCAAAUAGAUUAAAGAAUUUGGAUAUAAAUGAUGAUUUACCAGAAAUAUCACCAGUCCAAAAGGAGGUUAUAUUAGACAAACAGGACGAAACCGAGAUUUCUCCUAAAGGUAGCAGUCAAGGAUUUUUAGUCGACAAUAGUUACAAAGAUAGCGAAAUAAACAAUUUACCUACAAUAAACCUGGAAGAUAUGUCUGAUGUUCAAGCUCAAUCUUAUGGUCCUGAUGAGAAAAUGACUGCAAACAAUACUGUAGAAUCUAAUGACCAGCAAAUAGUGGUUAAUAAACCUAAAUACGACGUUAAAUCAUUAAGAUCGACAAUGAAAAGAAAUUUGAGUUUAAAAAUAGAUUCAAGAUCAUCAAAUUUAACAAAAGGAUACCUUUUUAAGAGGAAACAAGAAGAGAAGGAAAAACUAAACAAAGAAUUGUUCACCGAGAUUGCUGAUGAUAAUUUAUCGGAUAAAUGGAAAGAUGGAUGUAUACCGAUAUCUAUUGCUGCUAUGUCAGAUGAGAAGCUUAAAGAGGCUUGGGGUAAAGUUAAAGAUCCUUGUUUCAACAUACCAAAAUUGCGUAUUAAAGAUAUUUCUAUUGGAACAAAAGAUCAAGAGUUAACAACGUUUUUACAAAAUAUUACCGGUGUUCAAUUGGAUUCUAAAAUACUUAAAGAAACAAAAGUUAUUGGACAAGUAGACGAAAAGUUUAUUGUUAUUUCUAGUCUUAUCAAUCAUUUCGGAAUAGAUAAAGAAUUGAUAUUAAUUGUUGAUCAACACGCCGCGCACGAACGUAUUCGCCUUGAAUAUUUUACAAAAGAAGCGUGGAGUAAUGGUAAACUAAGAAACGUUUCUGUGAGUCCACCUAUUACUUUAGAACUUAAUUCAAAAACUGUUAGAAUGAUAUCGUCGUUUUCAAAACAACUUGAACAUUUUGGUGUAGAAUUUGAAGAAGAUACAAGAGACACAAUAAUUCUUCAUUCUUUACCGGCCGCUCUUGUUGAAAAAGUAUCUAACGAAAGUCAAUCAGCUAUAAAUGUUUCGUUAGAAUUAGUUGAAAGUUUUUUAGAAGAUGAAAUCGAAGUAUGACUUUUAUUAUAAUUAUUUAAUAACCAAGUAAAUUUUUGUUACUGCAUUUUCGAAAGCUUUUACAAAACACUAAAGGAGCUAAUCGUUCUCUUCCGAAACUCGUUUCGGAUAGUUUAAAUACGAAAGCUUGCCGGGGAGCUAUAAAAUUUGGUGAUUCUCUAGAUUUAAAUGAAUGCGUUAACUUAAUUAAGGAUUUAAGCACUUGCAAUUUACCCUUUCAAUGUGCUCACGGCAGACCGUCGGUUAUUCCUCUUCUAAAUUGGAAGCAAACUACUGGUCGCAAAAAGAAGCUACCGAAUUGGGCGAAUUUGAAGAAACUCUCGCAAAUCUAUAAAUAAUUUAACUUAUUAAGUAUUUCGUCUCUUUCUUUAAGAUUUAGACGCAUCUACUAUCCUUUUCUCAUAAAAUACAGAGAGAAAGAUAUAAUUUAUUAAUUAAUUUAUUAUUACGAAGUGA
Messenger RNA from Dimorphilus gyrociliatus, 4759 nucleotides. NCBI's taxonomy places the organism in Eukaryota, Metazoa, Annelida, Polychaeta, Dinophilidae. The record is from the annotation of a GenBank genome assembly.